This is a messenger RNA of Juglans microcarpa x Juglans regia, 759 nucleotides long. RefSeq lists its product as uncharacterized. The transcript has a single exon. NCBI's taxonomy places the organism in Eukaryota, Viridiplantae, Streptophyta, Magnoliopsida, Fagales, Juglandaceae. Gene Ontology annotation, molecular function: nucleic acid binding; RNA-DNA hybrid ribonuclease activity. Bases 1 to 759 code for a protein of 252 amino acids. The record is from RefSeq and is a predicted model, not a curated record.
AUGGAUGUAUGGUCUAUGAGUUCAAAAAGAAUUCAGAAAUCAAGCCUGCAUGAAGGAUCUUUUAAAGAUAUUCUAUCAUUUUUAUUGGAUCACUUUUCUCCAUUGGAAUUCAUAGAAUUUGCUGUUACUGCAAAAAUUAUUUGGAGUAGGAGGAAUAAUUGGCUCUUUGAACAGCAAUUCCAAUCCCCUUAUCAGUUAUCAAAUCUUAUCCAAUCAGAACUGAGUUCUAUUAAAUUGUGGAUUGAGAAUGGUACUCAACAGAAAGUAACCCAAGCUGCUAGAGUUAACAGAUGGAUUGCUCCACCAUUAGAUAUGUUCAAAGCCAACUGGGAUGCUGCCAUUGAUAAAAUCAAUUCAAGGGUGGGGAUUGGUGUAAUUGUUAGGAACUCAGAAGGAGCUGUUAUGGCAUCCUUAUGUUCUUCGAUGGACCUGUUCCCGGAUCCACUUCUUGGUGAGGCCAUAGCAGCUCGAAGAGCCUCUUCCUUUUGUGCAGAUCUGGGUUUUCAGCAUGUCAUACUCGAAGGUGACUCCUUGCUGGUGGUGAAGGCAAUCCAAAUCAAGGAAGAUAGUUGGAGUGAUUCUGGCCUUAUCGUUAGAGAUAUUAAGAUUUUGCUUUCUAAGUUCCUCUCUUGGUCUGUCUUACACGUCCAUAAGGAAGUUAAUGUAAUUGCACAUCACUUGGCAAAAUUUGCUCUUAGUUGCCAGGAGGAUUGCAUAAUGAUUGAGGACUGUCCCCCUUGUAUCAAGCAACUACUAUGA